This is a messenger RNA of Cordyceps fumosorosea ARSEF 2679, 2310 nucleotides long. Its product is annotated as DUF726 domain-containing protein. The transcript has 2 exons. NCBI's taxonomy places the organism in Eukaryota, Fungi, Ascomycota, Sordariomycetes, Hypocreales, Cordycipitaceae. Bases 1 to 2310 code for a protein of 769 amino acids. The record is from RefSeq and is a predicted model, not a curated record.
AUGGCGCCCUUUUGUUCAGAUCCGCGGCAGAUCGUCAUUGCCCUCGAUCCGAAACGGCGGAUAGAACUGCUCAAGCUCGUGGACGACAUCAUUUUUUCCAUGACCGCUCAGCUUCAGCCCAGGCCAGACGAGCUAGGAUUGGUAUCUAUUGAAUCUAGCAUAUACGGAGAAGCUCACACACCACGAAGUGAAGAAGCCACGAGAACGUCUUCCCCAGACAAUGAAGCCGUCAAAGCCGAUACGUCUAGCGGAUCCGUCACGUUGUUUGAUGCUGACGAGACGCAUGCCAACGAUACAGCCGCAGCUCCCACGGAUAAGAAAAAGGUUGGCCCGGCGAACCCGUUCAAAAAUGUCAAGGUUGGCAUGCCGUGGAAAAGCAACCCCAACACCCCAAGCAAGUCCUCGACACGGGCUGAGGAGGUACAGAGCGCUGCGCGCCAGUAUAUGGAGGAGUGGGAGCAUGAGUUCGUGCCCAAGCUCGAGGAGAUUGUGCGCGUGAAGGACAACGCGAAGAUCGUCGCGGAGCGCAAAACACGGCGUCAAGCUGUGCAGAUGAAUGAGGAAAACGAGCGCGCCGAGAGCAAGCGCCGAUCUAAUUCUGACGACGCCCGAGACGAGCAAACGGCGUUUGCUAUUAUGCAGACGCUCUACCCGCCCAUCCCGACGCCCCUCACUGAGCUCUCCGUGCACGACCGCCACGAGGCCAUCAGCUGCGUGUUGCUUCUACUCCUCUCCACGGGCAAAUACUCGGCACACUCGCGGACCCUGAUGCUGGCGCUGACAUCCUCGCUCGACAUCCCGCACUCUUUCCUCAACAUUGAGGAGGCGCAGAUUGCGGAAUCGCUGAUCGAGCAGUCGACGGCAGAUAAGGGCAAAAAGGAGGCCAUGUCGGCCGACGCCGAGGCAGCCAAGCGCCAGCAGGAGAACAAGUUUGGCCGCUACUGGAAGGUCGGCCUCGCCUCGGUGGCCGGCGCCACCCUCAUCGGCGUCACGGGCGGGCUGGCAGCGCCACUGGUCGCAGGCGCCUUGGGAAGCAUCCUAGGCGGUGUAGGUCUGGGCGGUGUGGCGAGCUUUCUCGGCAUCUUCUGGAUGAACGGUGCUCUCGUCGGCGCUCUCUUUGGAGCCUAUGGAGCCAAGAUGACGGGCUCCAUGAUGGACAAAUAUGCCAAAGAGGUUGAAGAUUUCAAAUUUAUCCCCCUGCACGAGUUCCCUGACGGAAAUGGCACGCAAGGCGCCAAGGGCCGUCGUCUGCGCGUCACACUCGGCAUCAACGGUUGGCUCAACUCGGAGAGCGACAUCACCCGGCCUUGGGAGGUGCUGCCCGCUGACACGGAGGUUUUUGCGCUGCGCUACGAGAUGGCAACGCUGCUGUCGCUCGGCACCGCCCUCGGCGACCUCGUGCAGUCGUUUGCGUGGAAGGCCGUCAAGGUCGAGAUCAUCAAGCGCACCGUGCUCGCGACGCUCUGGGCCGCGCUGUGGCCGAUCCAGGUCCUCGCAUUCGCCUCCAACGUCGACAACCCCUUCAACCACGCGUCCAACCGCUCGAAGAAGGCCGGCCGCCUGCUCGCCGACGCCCUCGUCAACCGCGUCCAGGGCGAGCGGCCCGUUACCCUCGUCGGCUACUCUCUCGGCGCCGUGGCAGUGCACGCGUGCCUGCAGGAGCUUGCCGAGCGCCGCGCGUUCGGCCUCGUCGACACCGUCGUGCUCGUCGGCGCGCCCGCGCCCUCCGACCCCGCCCACUGGCGCACCCUCGGCGCCGUCGUCUCCGGCACCAUCUUCAACGCCUACUCCGAGAACGACAUGGUCCUCGGCUACGUCUACCGCGCCCAUAGCCUGUCCCUCGGCGUCGCCGGCCUGCAGCCAGUCCGCGACGUCGCCGGCGUCCGCAACCUUGACCUGAGCGACCGCGUCAGCGGCCACCUGCGCUACCCGAACCUGCUCGGCAACAUUCUGCGCGAGUGCGGCUUCGCGGGCGUCCGCGCCGACGCGGAAAUUGAGAAGGACGACGUCAUCCGGCUCAAGGAGGAGUACGCCGCCGGCCACGCCGUCGACAUGGACGGUACCACGGUCGCACCGCCCGACGCGGAGGACAAGGUCGAAAAGGGGGACGGCGUUGACGAAGCGACCGCGCUGGCGGAGAAGUUGCGCGUCGGCGAAGAGUUGCGCGAGGCACCGCCGCAGCCACUGCCGAAUCGCCCGUCCGCGCCGCCUGAGACGCGUAGAAAGCCGGUGCCGGCGCCUGCGGCACCCUCCAAGAGGGACGACGAGGAUUCUCACGAUGGUUUCCGGCGCAUACCCAUGAUGGAAUGA